This is a messenger RNA of Drechmeria coniospora, 4485 nucleotides long. RefSeq lists its product as uncharacterized. Gene Ontology annotation, cellular component: Rpd3S complex. The transcript is spliced from 5 exons. Gene Ontology annotation, biological process: regulation of transcription by RNA polymerase II. The coding region runs from base 1 to 4485 and encodes 1494 amino acids. NCBI's taxonomy places the organism in Eukaryota, Fungi, Ascomycota, Sordariomycetes, Hypocreales, Ophiocordycipitaceae. The record is from RefSeq and is a predicted model, not a curated record.
AUGGAGCAGCGCUCGCAGCAGGGUGCCACGACCGGCCAGCAGGCUCGCCGCAUUAAUACCAACCGCUACGGCCUGCCACCGCCCCCUUGUCGUCCACCACCUCUCCCACCGCCAACGCCAGCAUCCACCACAACCUUUCCUUUCCAUUUUCUUCACGAGAGAAGCGCGUCAAAUGCGGAGAGGAGACGCGAUUCGACGACGGGAUCCCAUGCCGAAGCUUUCGAGACGAGCAAAGAGGAGCGGCCACGGGUGGGCGCCAGAGGGCUCCGACUCGCCGCCAGCCUUUCGGCCAACCAUCUCGCCCGACGUCGGCCCCUUGCUCGACGGCGAGGAGAGGAGCAAGGAAUGCAGGGGACAACGCUUCCGUCGUCGACGACGAGAGCCUCGCGGGCGUCGGCCUCGCGCUUCUCGAGUCCGGCCCAGGGGUCGUCGGCCGGGACGCCAAACGGGGGGCUUGAGGGGUCCAAGGGCUCGGCGAGCGAAGGAUCCAAGGCCUUGAUGGCCCGCUGGCUCGAGCCGUCGACGCAGACGAAGCCGAGCUUCGAGGAGGCCGGCCUGAUGCGCCACGGCGUCCUCGAGACCAUGGCUCCCCUCGGUGCCCUGCCCAAGGGGAGGAAGCCGGGGCCGUACGAGCACACGUCGGGCGUCCGCAAGAUCAUCCUGCGGCCGUCGGGCGUCAACUCGUCCUCAUCCUCGUCCUCCCCCUCGGCGACCAAGGCGGCACCCGUCGUCGAGUCCAAGGCGGACCAGAGUUUAGGCCAGAAAUCGCCGCCCACUUCUCCUCCACCACCCUCGGCACCCAAACCGGCACCGGCACCGGCAUGCGCGCCCGCACCCACCGUGCAGCCUCCUGCCACCGCCGCCGGGCGAGUAAAGAUGCCAAAGGGCACCGCCGACGAGGCCGAGGACGGGGACUACGAGGCCAAGGAAACGAGCUCGCGUCGCAGGCGUUCCACGCGAAUCAUCAUGCCGGCCAAAAAAGCCCAACAGGCUGCGGCAGAUGCUGCGGCAGAUGCUGCGGCGGCGGCGGCGGUGAUGACGACGACGACGACGACGACGACGGCCACGACGACGGCCACGACGACGCCGAAGCGGUCGGUCUCCCAGAAGCGACCGGAGUCGCAGGAUAGGGAGUUUGCCGGCAAGGUCAUCGAGGCUGCCGUCGAGGAAGCUCUGCAUCACUACCGCUACCCGACCGCAUGGGCGCUGCGGACGCUCUACGACGAAAAGUGCGACGAGGCUGGGUUCGUGGCCAUGAUCGAGGACACGUUCAAGCAAACGGCCAGCCCCGAGACGACCGAGGAAUUUUCACGACUCGUCGAGAAGAGGAAGCGCCAAGGGAAAAGGCGCGACCGGGGUCGGUGCUACUUUGUGCCUCCCAGCACCGCCAGCAACGCCAGCAACGCCAGCACCGCCAGCACCGCCAGCACCGCCAGCCUCACGACCGAGAGUGGCAUCGGCGGGCCGAAACCCAGGCCGGCACCCUACGCAUGCCUACUCCGGGACGGCAGCAAAAAGAGUACAGCAGCAGCCGAGUCGGAGGAAGAAGUAGAAGAGGACGACGAGGAGGUGGAAGAGCAUGAUGCGGAGGGGGACGAGGAAGAGGAGGAGGAGGAGCCGGAGGAGGAGAGGCGCGAGGUGAAAAAGAUCAAGACAUCACACGUCGGCACAGCCCCGGCGAGCUCCGUCGGCAAAGCCAAGGGCAAGGGCAAGGGUGUCACGAAAGCGGAAGCGGGUGCCGAUGCCGAUGCCAACGUCCAGGUCAGGACGCCAGGGCGAUCGCGCGGCCACAGGCACGACAAGGGACGAGAGUUGGUCGAACCGGUCUCGGGCUCAGCUUCGGGCUCAGCUUCGGGCUCAGGCUCAACCUCGAGCGUCUCGUCGCUGUCGCCCGUCCCGAGCCUCUCCUCGCCCGCCGCGGGCGUGAGAAAGGGCAAGGGCAAGGGCGGCGCAAAGGACAAGGGGAAGGGCAAGGGAAAGGGGACGUCGUCGACGGCGAAGACGACGGCGACGGCGGCAGCGGCAGCGGCAGCUGGUGCCAACGGUCACAAGAUUCGUCGUGGCGGCGUCACCGUCGCAGGCGCUGGCGCUGGCGGAACCGGCAGAGCGAAUGGCAGCAGCAGGGCCAGCGCCCGGAUUGUUCCUGCUGGGGCCGCCGCGGCCAAGUCCCAUCAUGAUGCGGAUGCGCCAGACGGCCAGCAGCCAAUCACCACCCGCCGCGCCACCGUCCUCGCCAACCAGCACGAGCACCAGAACGAGCACCAGAACGAGCACCAGAACGAGCACGCCGCGUCCAGCAGGUUCGCCUCCAUUUCGCCGACACAACCGUCGGCCCAUUCUCUGCAAAAUCCGCCCCCCCAGCACCGCUCCUCCGGUCGCUCAUCCGCCCGCUCGUCAGGCCGCAUCCGCGCUCGUCGAAACUCGUCGGCCGACGAUGCCAGCGCCAUGCCCGGUCGGCUCGUCACCGCCAACGCGCCCGACCUGUCCCUCAGCAAUCCGCCGAAGCUGAAGCUGACCAAGUCGGCCAAGUCCUUGGCCAAGACGCCGGCUCGCAUGCCCGACGACGACGACGAGCUCACGUGGGACAGGCGACGAGACGCCCGGACCGUCACCGGCCGCUACCGCGUCGAGGAGAGCGCCCUGAGGGGGAGCCGGCCGGACGAGACGGUCGAGACGCCGUUGAGGAAGACGAAGGCGAGGGCGACGCGUCACUCCCUCGCCGCCGCCGCCGCCGCCGUCGCAACAGAAGCACCGGCACCAUCACCGGCAUCAGCACCAGCACUGGCAUCAGCACCGGCACCCGUCAGCGGCACGCGGGCCACGCGCUCGGCGAGCAAGCGGCCGGCCGACGACCUCGACAGGACCGACUCGCCCGCCGCCUUUUCCUGGCAGGGGGAUGGAGGUUCCGUCGCCGGCUCGCGAGCGGCGACCCCGACGGCCCUGCGUCCGACCAAGAAGCAGCGUACCGGUCUACGCGUCAAGUCAUCCCCGGUCAAGAAAAAGGGAGGGACCGCAGCCGGCGUUCCUCGCUCGAUGAGUGAGGCGAACUUCGCCCUCACCAACGGGGCACCGAAGGAUUCGACGUCCGACAAUGACGAGUACUGCUCGGCCUGCGGGAAUGCCGGCGACGUCGUCUGCUGCGACGGGUGCCCUCGCUCCUUUCACUUCGAGUGCGUCGACAUGGUCCCUUCGGACGCUCUGCCGGAUGAGUGGUACUGCAACGAGUGCCUCAUCCGUCGCUUCCCCUCGCGCGUGCCCGUGCACCGAGGCGUCUUCGCGAGCGCCCUCAACCAUCUCGAAAAGACCAUCCCCCGCGCCUUCAGCCUGCCCCGGAGGGUCCAGAACCGGUUCGAGGGCGUCAAGGCCGGCGCCGACGGCGACUACGAGGACGCCGUCGUCGGCCGGCCGACCAAGAAGCGAGCCGGCUACGAGGAAGCCCCCGACUUCUUCAAGCAGCGCGAGGACGGCCACGCCGUCCUCUGCCACGCCUGCCAGAAGGCCGCCACGGACGUCCGCGCCAUCAUCCCCUGCAGCGCCUGCCCGCUCCACUGGCACACCGAUUGCCUCGACCCUCCCCUCGCCGUCCCGCCCGUCCUCAAGACCUGGCGCUGCCCGGCCCACGUCGACGACGUUCUGGUGCAGGUCCCCAGCCUCGCCCCCGCCCACCGCUUCCGCAAGGUCAAGGCGAGCCAGCCCAUCACGCCGGCCAUCAGCCGCGGCCUGAGGAACAACGGCCACAUCGAGAUCGAGUGGAACGACGACGCCGAGCCGCCCGACCGCUCGGGAUGGCCGGAGCCCCAGUCGUUUGGUCGCACCUACAAGUUACCCGCCAAAGUCGUCGUUCUCGACUUCAUCGAGCAAUUGCGACAGCAAGGGGCCGGAUAUGGAUCGCGCCGCGCCGAAUCCAAGCUUGUGCCCUAUCCAUGCCCGCCCUCGCAACGCGACCCUGCGACCCCGCUCACCGGGUCUGCCCUCGUGCGCAAGGUCGACGAGAUGCAGGCCUCGCUCAACCUCAUCGGUCUUCGCCAGAAGCCCUCCGACCCCAUCGGUCGCCUGACCUCUGCCCUUCUCGUAUGCCUCACCCUCCCGCGCUUCCUUGCCAAGGCGCCCGUUGGAUUGCUGACCGGCGUGCUCGCGUCGCAGGCCGCCGCCGACGAGAGUGUCUUGUCCCUCAUGGCGAAGGGUAACGCCGAUAACAUGGCGUCCGGCCAUCUCACCGCCGACGACGAGCAGUGCUUGCGCGCCACCCUGGCACAGACGGAAGCGAUGAGCGCCCGCAUCCGCCAGAUACUAGGUGAUCACAAGCCGCCACCUGAAACUCUGGUCACCUCGACCGACGCGUGCACCCCCGUGUCGGAACCCUCGGGAAUACGUGAGCCUGCGGACAAACUUGAGCCGAUGGCGCCCGUGACGGAACCAACUCCCCCAUCCACCGUCGACCAUGUCGAUGUUGACCAUGCAGAAGGCGCCAUGGAUCUCGACUAG